GAGAACUUGAUUAAAGAAGGGAAUUUAAGCCAUGCGGCUGUACAGAUGAUUGGAGACUUGAUGAAUGGGGGUGCUGGAUUCCACACGUCAUUUCUUCACUCUCUCAUGGAGUUUAAUAUCUUCUUUCAUGAAGACGGUUUUGAAGAGAUCACAGGGGGAUUCGACCAAUUGCCCCUGGCCUUCUACCGGUCUAUGCCUGGAGUUGUCCAGCUGAACUGCACAGUAGAGCAGAUAAAAUACAUUGGUAACAAGGUCCAAGUAUUGUACCGUAGUGCACAUGACACAUGUAGCCCUUCCUUCAUGACGGCUGACUAUGUCCUUGUCACAGCCACAGCAAAAGCCACGAGACUUAUCAAAUUUCUGCCACCGCUUUCCUCCAAUAAGACCCAUGCCCUGCGCUCCAUUCACUAUGACAGCGCCACUAAGGUUGCCUUGGCCUGCACUGAAAAGUUCUGGGAGAAGGAU
Terrapene triunguis (Three-toed box turtle) is the source of this 465-nucleotide messenger RNA. RefSeq names its product L-amino-acid oxidase-like. The record is from RefSeq and is a predicted model, not a curated record. The annotation marks the transcript as partial. Gene Ontology annotation, molecular function: L-amino-acid oxidase activity; polyamine oxidase activity. Gene Ontology annotation, biological process: amino acid catabolic process. Lineage: Eukaryota; Metazoa; Chordata; Testudines; Emydidae. The transcript is spliced from 2 exons.